Molecule: messenger RNA, 1890 nt
Organism: Drosophila teissieri
Lineage: Eukaryota; Metazoa; Arthropoda; Insecta; Diptera; Drosophilidae
Gene: Ir75a
Product: ionotropic receptor 75a
Exons: 7
Coding region: 1-1890 (629 amino acids)
Cellular component (GO): membrane
Molecular function (GO): ligand-gated monoatomic ion channel activity
Source: RefSeq, a predicted model, not a curated record
AUGCAGCUGGUGCAGUUGGCCAACUUUGUGCUGGACAAUCUUGUGCAGUCGCGAAUUGGAUUCAUUGUUUUAUUUCACUGCUGGCAGAGUGAUGAAAGUCUUGAAUUUGCUCAGCAGUUCAUCAAGCCCAUACAUCCCAUUCUUGUCUAUCAUCAGUUUGUUCAAAUGAGAGAAGUGCCGAAUUGGCCACACUUAGAACUCAAUUACAUGGGCCACACACAGCCCACUCUAGCGAUCUACGUAGAUAUAAAGUGCGAACAGGCUCAGGAAUUGGUGGAGGAGGCUAGUCGGGAGCAGAUCUAUAAUCAGCAUUACCAUUGGCUCUUGGUUGGCAACCAGUCUGAAUUGGAGUUUUAUGAUUUGUUUGCAUUAUUUAACAUAUCCAUUGAUGCGGAUGUAAGUUUUGUGAAGGAGGAGUUCCAGGAUAACAACGACUCGGUUGUCUAUGCAGUCUAUGAUGUCUACAAUAAUGGCAAAAUUAUUGGGGGGCAGCUGAAUGUCACUGCAUCCCACGAAAUGUCUUGUGAUCCCUUCGAAUGUCGUAGGACUCGAUAUCUAAGUUCCUUGCUGAAGCGUUCUAAAUACGGAAAUAGAGAACAACUGACGGACGUUGUUCUGAGGGUGGCAACGGUGGUCACCCAACGUUCACUCACCUUGUCGGAUGAUGAACUUAUUCGUUUUUUGAGCCAGGAGAACGAUACCCACAUUGAUUCAUUAGCUAGAUUUGGGUUCCACCUGACGCUAAUCCUGAGGGAUCUUCUACACUGCAAAAUGAAGUUCAUCUUCUCGGACAGCUGGAGCAAAUCGGAUGUAGUAGGUGGUUCCGUGGGUGCUGUGGUGGAACAGACUGCGGAUCUUACGGCCACGCCCUCUUUGGCCACUGAAGGCAGGCUUAAGUAUUUGUCUGCCAUUAUUGAGACAGGUUUUUUCCGAUCCGUUUGCAUUUUCCGGACUCCCCACAAUGCGGGACUCCGGGGAGAUGUAUUCCUUCAGCCCUUCAGUCCGUUGGUUUGGUAUCUCUUUGGAGGAGUACUUUCGUUGAUUGGUGUCCUCCUGUGGAUCACCUUCUACACGGAGUGCAAGCGAAUGCAAGAACGAUGGCGAUUGGACUACCUGCCCUCUCUGCUGAGCACUUUCAUGAUCAGUUUUGGAGCAGCCUGCAUCCAAAGUUCUUCCUUGAUUCCUCGCUCCGCCGGAGGCAGACUUAUUUACUUCGCCCUGUUCCUGAUCAGCUUUAUUAUGUACAACUACUACACCUCCGUAGUCGUUUCUUCUCUACUAAGCUCGCCCGUGAAGUCUAAGAUCAAAACGAUGCAGGAGCUGGCGGAGAGUUCUCUCACCGUGGGCUUGGAACCACUUCCCUUCACCAAGAGCUACCUAAAUUACUCAAGACUUCCGGAAAUACACUUGUUCAUAAAACGCAAAAUCGAAACGCAGACCCAGAAUCCUGAGCUUUGGUUGCCCGCAGAGCAGGGUGUAUUGAGGGUCAGAGAUAAUCCUGGCUAUGUCUACGUGUUCGAAACCUCCUCCGGAUAUGCCUAUGUGGAGCGGUACUUUACGGCCCAACAGAUUUGCGAUCUAAACGAAGUUCUAUUUCGACCCGAGCAACUAUUCUACACGCACUUACAUCGCAACUCCACGUACAAGGAGCUCUUCAGACUUCGAUUCCUUAGAAUCCUGGAAACUGGUGUCUACCGGAAGCAGCGCAGCUACUGGGUGCACAUGAAGCUCCACUGCGUGGCUCAGAACUUCGUCAUCACUGUGGGAAUGGAGUACGUGGCUCCUCUGCUCCUUAUGCUGAUCUGCGCAGAUAUCCUGGUCGUGGUAAUCCUGCUGGUGGAACUGGCCUGGAAGCGCUUUUUCACGCGUCCCCUCACCUUUCACCCGUAG